Molecule: messenger RNA, 896 nt
Organism: Gilbertella persicaria
Lineage: Eukaryota; Fungi; Mucoromycota; Mucoromycetes; Mucorales; Choanephoraceae
Exons: 3
Coding region: 219-773 (184 amino acids)
Biological process (GO): regulation of DNA-templated transcription
Molecular function (GO): sequence-specific DNA binding; DNA-binding transcription factor activity
Source: RefSeq, a predicted model, not a curated record
UUUUUUUUUUUUUCUUUUUACAAAGUGUUACCUAUCAUGAGAACUAUAACAAAACUAUCAGAGCGAUAUUCAUAAAACGAGUGGGAAAACAGUAUAAAUGCAAGUCACCAACGCAAUAGCUUGUACUAAUUUUCCGUCUACAAACCAAACAUUAAAUAACUUUUUUUUUUCCUUUUUCUCUUCUUUUUUCUUUCUUUACCCCAAGUCGAGAAAGUAUAAUGGAUUAUCACCAAUACCCACCUGAUAUGAACAACAUGAUGGCGAGACAAAACGACCGUUCUUCGCCUUCAUUUAAUACAGUAGUAAAUCAAUACAUGUUUAAUGAAAGAUCCCCUUCUAUCAUGUUUGAUAGCAAUGCAAUUCAUUCUCCACCUAUCCUCAGUGAAGAAGGAAACAAUUCAAUGAUGAUGAUGAGUACUCAUCCUGUUCCUCCUGUUGUUCCUGUAUCUCAAAAUUUUCAAGGACCAUGGAACCAUCCUAUGCUAAAUGUGAAUGAUUAUGCUGGUUCUAGUCGGCGACAACAUCAGUCUACUCCUUCAGAACGUGGUAUUGCCGGUUUUGUGUCAAAACUUUAUCAAUGUCUUCAAUCGCCUGAAAAUAAUCAAAACUACGCAAGGUGGUGUCAACAUGAUGGUAAAGACAUGUUUGUUAUCGACUGUAUACCAGAAUUUACUGAAAUAGUACUACCUCGUCUCUUUAAACAUUGCAAAUUCGCUUCGUUCGUACGCCAACUCAAUGUAAAUUUUUUUUUGUUUUUUUUUACGUGGCACUGAUGUACCUUUUUUAGAUUUAUGGUUUUCAAAGAGAUACGGAUGCAAGGAAAUCCAAAGAUACCAAAGACAAGGAAUCCUGUCGAUGGCAUCACCCUUGCUUCAAGCCUAAUCGCCGCGAUUUGU